This is a messenger RNA of Canis lupus familiaris (dog), 1302 nucleotides long. RefSeq names its product mercaptopyruvate sulfurtransferase (gene MPST). NCBI's taxonomy places the organism in Eukaryota, Metazoa, Chordata, Mammalia, Carnivora, Canidae. The record is from RefSeq and is a predicted model, not a curated record. The transcript is spliced from 3 exons. Gene Ontology annotation, biological process: transsulfuration. Gene Ontology annotation, molecular function: thiosulfate-cyanide sulfurtransferase activity. Gene Ontology annotation, cellular component: mitochondrion. The coding region runs from base 73 to 1035 and encodes 320 amino acids.
GCCGGCCUCAGGUUGGUGGCGGGAGGCGGGGACGGCUGCGGGCGCGGGGAGGGGGCGCCCGGCGCAGGGGCCAUGACCGAUCCCGGAAGCCCGGAGCCCGAGAGCCGGGCCUGCAGCCCCAGGGACGCCGCCGCCACCAUGGCCCCACAGCAGCUCUUCCGCGCGCUCGUGUCGGCGCAGUGGGUGGCCGAGGCGCUGCGGGCUCCGCGCGCGGGGCAGCCCCUGCAGCUGCUCGACGCCUCCUGGUACCUGCCGAAGCUGGGCCGCGACGCGCGCCGCGAGUUCGAGGAGCGCCACAUCCCCGGCGCCGCCUUCUUUGACAUCGACCAGUGCAGCGACCGCACGUCGCCCUACGACCACAUGCUGCCCAGCGCCGCGCACUUCGCGGAGUACGCGGGCCGCCUGGGCGUGGGCGCCGCCACCCACGUCGUGGUCUACGACGCCAGCGACCAGGGCCUGUACGCCGCGCCGCGCGUCUGGUGGAUGUUCCGCGCCUUCGGCCACCGCACCGUGUCGCUGCUGGACGGCGGCCUCCGCCACUGGCUGCGCCUGGGCCUCCCGCUGAGCUCGGGCAAAAGCCGCCCCGCGCCCGCCGCCGACUUCCGCGCCGCGCUCGACCCCGCCUUCGUCAAGACCUACGAGGACCUCAAGGAGAACCUGGAAUCCCGGCGCUUCCAGGUGGUGGACGCCCGCGCCGCCGGCCGGUUCCGGGGCACCGAGCCCGAGCCCCGAGACGGCAUCGAACCUGGCCACAUCCCCGGCACUGUGAACAUCCCCUUCACAGACUUCCUGACCAGCGAGGGUCUGGAGAAGAGCCCCGAGGAGAUCAACCAUCUGUUCCAGGACAAGAAGGUGGACUUGUCCCAGCCGCUGGUGGCCACGUGUGGCUCCGGCGUCACAGCCUGCCACGUGGCACUGGGAGCUUACCUCUGCGGCAAGCCCGAUGUGCCCAUCUACGACGGCUCCUGGGUGGAGUGGUACAUGCGCGCCCAGCCGGAGGAAGUCAUCUCCGAGGGCCGGGGGAAGACCCACUGAGGCUGGGCAGGACGCAAGGAGCUGUGCCAGAGUCAGUUCUGACUCUGCUUUGACCAAGUGUGUGUUUCUUCCUGCAAGUCAGGUGGCACACAGGGGAACAUCCCAGAGCCCAGGAAUUCUGUUGACUUGUGGGCUUCCGACAGAGGCCGGAGAGAAGGUGGUGGUGGGCGCAGGGGAAGGCAGCCUCCCACCUGCUGAGGUGAGGCCCUCCCUCCCUUCUGUUUCACUAAUGAGGAAAUAAAAUGGCCAAGUGCCUAAUCUUUCUAA